UCAAGACGCAAUAUCACACAUACUCCCACAAACACACACCAGGCAACAGUGCUGGUUUAUCUACCACAGAGUGCACUUUGUCUCUUGGGGCGACAAGUCAACACAUUCGCGCUCCUAUAUAAAAAGGCUGGGCCAGUGGUGCCUCUUACUCUGUUUUCUAGAGAAGAGGGAAUACAAUACGAGUGACACCAUGAAUAAGCUGCUUGUCAUUACUGGGCUGGUUGCGCUCCUCGCUCUCAGCGCUGAAAGCUUCCGUAUGCCGAGGCAGGCUGAGGAGGAGCAGGGAACCCUGACCAAGAUCACAGGCACCAUAAGGUCCUACUAUGACAAUGCCGUCAACACUGCCACUGGAUACCUGGAUAGCAUCAAGGGCCUGAAGCUGGAGGAGAAGGCAAAGAAUAUUUACACUGAUACUACCACUGUCGUGAGCACAUACGCUGGCAUCCUACAUGACCAGAUGUACCACAUCAUUUACCAGAAGUAAACAAAAACUGAUUUCCAAGACCUCAGCUACAAUUUCUGACAACAUGCAAACUUUCAAGCUCCACACAAAAGGCCCAAACGUCAAUUGGGAUUUCGAAUUUGCUCCUGUAUCCCCUCACCACAGACUCAGAACCAAUAAACGGCAUCUUCAAAAAAAAGUAGUGGACCCCUUGCUCUUUGUGGCACUUUCUUGGGCUACUGCACUGAUGAAAACUACCCAACAGGGACGGUAACAACAACAACAGCAACAACAACAAACAGCUUGUACAGAGGAACAGGACAGAAGAAGUUGGUGGACACAAGGGAAAGAGCACACAGCACCUUAUCAUGUACAACUGAAUUUCUUCCUGACUGUCAGAGUUAAGAAACAACCAUGCAAAUAUUGUAAUGUUCUAUCGCUCCCUACUUGUGUUCAGUCAUCCCACCUCUAAAUAAAUUAAAAUAUUUGUGUCAUAUCUUGAAAUAUUUUAUACAAAAA
Etheostoma cragini (Arkansas darter) is the source of this 961-nucleotide messenger RNA. It is a transcript of the gene apoc2, whose product is annotated as apolipoprotein C-II. Lineage: Eukaryota; Metazoa; Chordata; Actinopteri; Perciformes; Percidae. Gene Ontology annotation, biological process: lipid metabolic process; lipid transport. The transcript is spliced from 4 exons. Gene Ontology annotation, molecular function: enzyme activator activity. Gene Ontology annotation, cellular component: chylomicron. The record is from RefSeq and is a predicted model, not a curated record. Bases 191 to 484 code for a protein of 97 amino acids.